AUGAACACAACAGCAGGUGUAUCAAGUUCCCAAAGCUUCCCCAGUCUGAUAAACCCGGUAGCAGAAAAACUUGAGAAAACAGUUGCUUACACUCCGAUCGCUGUUCUUGCUUUGGCGGGAAAUUCUCUCAUCGGAAUAAUUGUCUGCAAAACUCCAACUUUAAGAAAACCAAUUAACCCAUUGAUCGUGAACAUGGCCAUGUCAGACUUGUUUUAUCCAAUAUUCCUGCUUCCUGUUCGACUGGCGGAAUUGCACGUUGGCUCGUGCCUUAUUGGUGGUGCCCUUGGUCAGGCCUUGGGCAAGCUACACGUUUUCCUUGUAGAUGUCUCAUCGUUAGUAUCGAUUCAGAGCCUGAUUCUGAUAACAGUGGAUGGAUUCUGA
This is a messenger RNA of Porites lobata, 381 nucleotides long. The record is from the annotation of a GenBank genome assembly. NCBI's taxonomy places the organism in Eukaryota, Metazoa, Cnidaria, Anthozoa, Scleractinia, Poritidae.